AUGCUUCCGUAUUCGCGCUUCAGAGGCUACCACUACAUACUUACGGUCAUCGAUGUGCUGAGUAAGUACGCGUGGGCCAUACCGCUUAAGAAUGUACAAACACUGAUGAAAAAGCAUACCAUUAAUCACUAUUCCACAUAUUCUGUUAUGAAGGCUUCAAUUGUAAAACGAUUUAAACGUACGUUGAAGAACGACAUGUGGAAACAAUUUACACUUAACGGAACCUACAAAUGGAUCGACAUAUUCCCGCAUCUUCUUAUGGAGUACAACGCGAGAAAACAUCGAACUAUCGGUAUGCGAUCUAUCAAUGUUACCCCAGCAAUCGCCGAUAAGCUCUUAACCACGGUGUACAGCAAUGUCAAGAUCGCAGGGUCAGCACGAUUCGAAGUUGAUGAUCCGAUUCACGCGGACAAUCUGUUGCUGGAGGAUUCUACGAAUACAAACUGCAUCGCGUUGCACAUCCAGACGUUGAUCUCGUGGAGAAAGUAUUACGCAAGAAAGGUUUAUGUGAAGUGGCUAAGAUUAGACAAGUCAUACAACUCUUGGAUAGAUAAAACUAAUGUCUUGUAA
Molecule: messenger RNA, 570 nt
Organism: Pseudomyrmex gracilis
Lineage: Eukaryota; Metazoa; Arthropoda; Insecta; Hymenoptera; Formicidae
Exons: 3
Coding region: 1-570 (189 amino acids)
Molecular function (GO): nucleic acid binding
Source: RefSeq, a predicted model, not a curated record